Messenger RNA from Cicer arietinum (chickpea), 1070 nucleotides. RefSeq lists its product as uncharacterized. Gene Ontology annotation, molecular function: RNA binding; DNA binding. The record is from RefSeq and is a predicted model, not a curated record. Lineage: Eukaryota; Viridiplantae; Streptophyta; Magnoliopsida; Fabales; Fabaceae. Gene Ontology annotation, biological process: regulation of gene expression; maturation of 5.8S rRNA. Gene Ontology annotation, cellular component: nucleolus; exosome (RNase complex).
AUCCCACUAAUAUAUAUAUUUUUUAUGGUAAAGAGGUAGAAAAGCAGGAGAGAAUCCAAAUCCAUCUUAACUCUCACAAGUAUUGUAGCGAGGAAGAGAAAGAGAAUGGUGAAAGAAAGCGAAUUAGAGAGCGUGACAAUUCCUGAAUCACCAAUAGAAUCACUCAACCGUACUUUGCACAACGUUGAACAACUUGAAACCCAAUUGCCCCAAUUCCUUACCCUAUCAGACCCUGAUCUCCUCUCUCAAUUACCACUCUUUCAACGCGCUCAUUCUCUCUUCUCUCUCGCCAAACUCACUUCCACCCUCUUCUCAUUGAAGUUGAAGUGCAGAGGGAUUAACCCAAAUGACCACCCUUUUAAAUCUGAGCUUGAUAGGUUAACUUUGUGUCAAAAGAGACUGGAAGACCUUCCUGAUUUGAGUGAAGAGCAGUGGCAAGACAUGGUGGACAAAAGUAGAAGGGAGGAGCUACAAAUGAACUAUGAGGAGCAGACUGGUCAAAAGAGGAAGUAUCCAUCUUCUGAAGAAGAAUAUGGUCAAUUUGAUACCAAGGAGUUCCUAGACAAAUCAAUAGUGGAGUUUCAUGGUGGUGGUAAUAGUGGAAGUAGUAUUAAGGAAGCAAUAGUAAUUGACUUAUCAGAUGAUGACGACGACGAUGAUGAGUAUAUGUGAACAACAUGGAGCUGUGUUCAUGGGAGUGAAACUUUUGAUGUGUUCAGUGACCUUCAUGCUUUUGGAUAACUCAUCAAUUAUUGGUGAUGGCACACUACCAUGUUUAUACCUGUCAUCUUCUAUCCAAGUUGUACUGCAUGUAUAGAUUCAAUCUCCAUUUUAUCAUCUCAGUUAAUGUGAAAGUUAUCCAGCUAUAAAUUGCUGUUUGUAAGAGAUGAAUGCUGAUUUGUGACUGGGCGGUAACCCUAAAUACCUUUAGCGUUUUAAGGUUACAAUUGCACUUUCAACUUAGUAUAUGGAUUCAAUUAAUGUUAGUGAUGGUGAAGUUUGUUUUUUUUGCAUAAGAGUUAUUUGGACAGAUUUUGGAUAUUAUUAUUAUUACUAUUACUAUUUAUAGA